AGUGGGGCGGCGGGGCCCGGGCCCCGGGGCGGGCCGGGCCGGGUUGGGUUGCGCGGGGCGGCGGUAGGGUCUGUCGCUGUGGGGAGGCAGGAAAAUGGCGCUGACGCAGGGGACCAAGCGGAAAGUCUGCUAUUACUACGACGGUGAUGUUGGAAACUAUUAUUAUGGCCAAGGACAUCCAAUGAAACCCCACAGGAUCCGGAUGACCCACAACCUGCUGCUGAACUAUGGCCUCUACAGGAAGAUGGAGAUAUAUCGCCCUCACAAGGCAAAUGCAGAAGAAAUGACCAAGUACCACAGUGAUGACUACAUAAAAUUUCUGAGAUCUAUUCGUCCAGAUAACAUGUCUGAGUACAGCAAGCAGAUGCAAAGAUUUAAUGUUGGGGAAGACUGCCCUGUGUUUGAUGGGUUGUUUGAGUUUUGUCAGCUCUCUGCUGGAGGCUCAGUUGCCAGUGCUGUGAAGCUGAACAAGCAACAGACAGAUAUUGCUGUGAAUUGGGCGGGAGGCCUUCACCACGCUAAGAAGUCAGAGGCUUCUGGCUUCUGUUAUGUUAACGAUAUCGUCUUAGCUAUCUUGGAGCUCCUAAAGUAUCACCAGAGAGUGCUCUAUAUUGACAUUGAUAUUCACCAUGGAGAUGGCGUGGAGGAAGCCUUUUAUACCACAGACCGUGUCAUGACCGUGUCCUUUCAUAAGUACGGAGAAUACUUCCCAGGAACAGGGGACCUACGGGAUAUUGGUGCAGGCAAAGGCAAGUACUAUGCUGUCAACUAUCCUCUCCGGGACGGAAUUGAUGAUGAGUCCUAUGAAGCAAUAUUCAAGCCGGUGAUAUCUAAAGUGAUGGAGACGUUCCAGCCUAGCGCAGUUGUCUUGCAGUGUGGGUCAGAUUCUCUGUCAGGGGACAGGCUGGGUUGUUUUAAUCUGACCAUCAAAGGUCAUGCCAAGUGUGUGGAGUUUGUAAAAAGUUUUAAUUUGCCUAUGCUGAUGCUGGGAGGAGGUGGCUAUACGAUCCGCAACGUGGCUAGAUGCUGGACCUAUGAGACUGCUGUGGCUUUGGACACUGAAAUUCCCAAUGAACUUCCAUAUAAUGACUAUUUUGAGUACUUUGGACCAGACUUUAAGCUCCACAUCAGUCCCUCGAACAUGACUAACCAGAAUACCAAUGAGUAUCUUGAGAAGAUCAAGCAGCGUCUCUUUGAGAAUCUGCGCAUGCUGCCUCAUGCCCCUGGUGUCCAGAUGCAGCCAAUUCCUGAGGAUGCUGUUCAGGAAGACAGUGGAGAUGAAGAGGAGGAAGAUCCUGAGAAACGCAUUUCAAUCCGCAAUUCCGAUAAGAGAAUAUCCUGUGAUGAAGAAUUCUCUGACUCUGAAGAUGAAGGGGAAGGAGGGCGCAAAAAUGUUGCCAACUUUAAGAAAGCUAAGCGUGUGAAAACAGAAGAGGAAAAGGAGGAAGAGGAGAAGAAAGAUGAGAAAGAAGAGGAAAAAGCAAAAGAGGAGAAAGCAGAACCCAAAGGGGUGAAGGAAGAGACAAAAUCCACCUAAGAUGGCUGCAGCUGGACAGUACCUGUCAGUGCGUAGUUGUCGUAGGUUAGCUUCUCUGGUUGCCUCCCAUUCCACAGGAUUUAUAUUUUAUAUAUGUUUCUGUAUAUAUUUCUAUAUAAAUAUAUAAAUGACUUGAGAACUGUAAAUUAUUCCUUGCUGCACUCCGCUGGGAGCAGAUAGGGAGGAUUCUGCGGAGUAGACAGACCUGCACUGCCCAGAUUUGGUGACUGGGAAGUUUCACUCUUGCCUUCCACUGCCUCCUUAGUGUGUCUUUAAAAAAAAAAAAUCACUUCCUUUCUUUACUCUCUCCUCUGAAAUAACCACCUUUGGAAAAGAAUAAUUUAAGUAGAAGUAGUAUCUGCAUUUCAGGUUAGGUGGAAAGAUGGCCAUCAAUUUUCUUUUUUUUUUUUUUUUUUUUUUUUUGGUGGGAGAAUAUGAGUUCCCAAACGAAGCCUGUGAGAGACUAUUCCUUUGGUCUUCAGUUUGAUUCCACCAUGGCAAGUAACUGCAAGCUGGUGCCGCUUCUCAGGGUCAAAUAGUGCAGUUCUUGAAUAGAGUUGGCUACCUCCCUGCAGCAAACUUGUGGAAAGAGAUGAAGCAGCUUAAAAGCAGUCUGAAAAGCGCUUUAGUGAAUCAGCCCAAGAGCCCUGCAGGUGCAGAUCUGGAAAAUGCAAAAUGAAAAUCACCCUAAUGUGGUGGUUAACAUUUUUCCAAGAUCUUGCAGAUCCAGUUAGUGUGGCAGCAUUAUGCAUCUCAAGUAAGAGAAGGGAUGAAAUUUUUAUACCUUUUUUUCUAUACCUAUGCCCCUUUUUGGGGGGGAAGUGAGUUACUGCCCAUUUGGCCGCCUGCUUUGCUUUUCCUGUUUGUUCUGCCCUCGGCUACAUGUGCCGUAAUGUGCUUUCUCAGUACUGAUCUGUGUCCUAGGCUGAAACCACUGCAGAAAUUCCCAACUCGUCUAAAGGCCAGACCGAACAGAGCCUGGCUGAAACCUCUUGUCGAUGUGUGUCGCUCACUGAAAAACUCUUCUCUGAAGUGAAGUUACAAAUGAUUUCAAAUUGAACCUUUCCUCUCUUUUGCUCUCAAGGCCAGUAAAUAUGGAAAACCUUUUUAUCAGCUGAGCUGUUAUCUUUAUAAGGGAACAGCAGAUGGGGCUCUGUACGUUUUUAUAACUACUCCUUUUCCUACUCCCAUGCAUUAUCUCACACCCAAAGGUCUUUUGUGAACAGAACUGGCCUUUCUUUUGCAUCUCGUUUUGUACAACUGAUCAUUAGAUGAGCUUUUGGUGAAAUGCUUUGCAGAAGUUUUGCAGGCAGUUUUGACUCGCUGCUCUCCUUUCUCAGGGGGAUUCCUCUGUCCAUAAGAGGAUCUGUACCUCCCACGGAGCGCUGCUGAUGGUUUCAACUCUAAUAAUGCUGCUAACUUAACACAGGUUAUUUUUAAAAUGUUUUAUUUUUUUAAAUACUUCUUUUCCCUUUUCCACCGUGAGUUUUUUAGUCUCUUUGAAUCCGAGUGACGUGUCACUCCUGCUCUUCAGUGUUUGUAUGUGAAGCGAGAGAGAUCAGUGUAUCUUUGUGUCUGGGGGGGAAAUAUAUUGUGGUUUUUUAAAGAUGCUUUUAUUUUGAAUUUUGAGAAUCUUUGUAAUAAAACUGGUACAUUUCUA
Molecule: messenger RNA, 3197 nt
Organism: Harpia harpyja (harpy eagle)
Lineage: Eukaryota; Metazoa; Chordata; Aves; Accipitriformes; Accipitridae
Gene: HDAC1
Product: histone deacetylase 1
Exons: 14
Coding region: 95-1537 (480 amino acids)
Molecular function (GO): histone deacetylase activity
Source: RefSeq, a predicted model, not a curated record